UUAAGCGAAAUAUAAAUCAGGUAAGUCAAAUUUUCAAGCAAUACCAAGUAUGAGAAGGAAGGGACCCACCCAUUUGUUGGAUUUGACACCUGUGAGCUGACAGGACGGAAAGAAGGGAGGGUCAUAUGGAGCGGGGAAGAGAGAAUAAGGAACUUUUAUCCGCCCCUCUCUUGUUGCAAACUGGAUUCCUGUGGAUUCCCUUCUCACAGCAUUGAACACACUGAGUCCUUUUUUCGCAGCGGCCCUUGUCCUCGGAGACCCACCGCCAGCCAGCAUGCCUGAGACAGCCGAGGCCGUGUCGGCCACCCUGACCACCAACAGGAACUGUACCGUGGAGAUCACCAACGUCAGCAGCUUCUACUGCCUCAUCAACCCUAAAGUCUACAUGGCAAGCGGCUUCUGCUUCCACCCGCCCCAGCCCACCGUCCGCACCACAAAGACCGAGGUCUGCUCCUUCACCAAGGACGACAACACGGCCACAGGGGCUGUGGGGGUCCUGACCUACGACCUCUUCCACAUGCAGAACCGGCUGUGCACCGAGCGCGUGGCCAUCAUGUUCUCCGUUCCCUUCGACAAGAACAUGUACAAGAACUGGAUGGCAGUCGGGGCCUUCGAGGCGGAGCGUGCCUGUGACAAGCACCUGUACAACCACAUGUACGAGGGCAAGGACUUCACCCUGUUCACCCGCGUGGAGGCUGGGGGCUCGGGACUGGUGCACAGAGGGGCCCACGUGGACCUGAGGGCCACCAUGUCCAACAUGGGCCAGGCCAUACUGAAGCUGGAGCUGUAUGAUAAGAUGGGGCAUUGAGAGAGUGAGAGCUGUAUGAUAAGAUGGGGCAUUGAGAGAGUGAGAGCUGUAUGAUAAGAUGCUGUAUGAUAAGAUGGGGCAUUGAGAGAGUGAGAGCUGUGUGAUAAGAUGGGGCA
Molecule: messenger RNA, 924 nt
Organism: Alosa sapidissima (American shad)
Lineage: Eukaryota; Metazoa; Chordata; Actinopteri; Clupeiformes; Clupeidae
Product: bryoporin
Exons: 4
Coding region: 275-808 (177 amino acids)
Biological process (GO): cytolysis in another organism; pore complex assembly; monoatomic cation transport
Cellular component (GO): pore complex
Molecular function (GO): channel activity
Source: RefSeq, a predicted model, not a curated record